AUGGCCUCUGUAGCACGCACCGAACUCUCCAAAGCCGAGCACGACGAACUCAGCUGCGUUUUUGCUGCCUUAAUUCUUCAUGACGAAGGUGUAGAAAUCACAGCCGAAAAAAUACAGAAAUUAGUAUCAGCCUCAGGAAAUGAUAUUGAGAAAUAUUGGCCUCUUCUUUUCUCUAAUGCUCUUAAAGGACAAGAUGUAAGCAAACUUCUGAGCAAUCUAGGAAGCGGAAGCGCUGCAUCAGCACCAGCCUCUGCUCCUGCAACUUCAGGAGAAACCAAGACAGAGGAAAAGAAAGAAGAAAAGAAAGAAGAAGCUGAAGAAGAAGUCCUUGAUGGAGGUAUGGAUCUGUUUGGAGGAGAUGAAUGGUAA
Molecule: messenger RNA, 369 nt
Organism: Blepharisma stoltei
Lineage: Eukaryota; Ciliophora; Heterotrichea; Heterotrichida; Blepharismidae
Source: the annotation of a GenBank genome assembly